CUAGCAAAAAAWUUCCCUCCAUCCGAUCAUGUACUACGGUACAACUGUGGAAGUUACGGUACGAACACGUUUUUGAGACGUCGAGUGAAACUCGAACUCGUACUGCUAUCUACCGGUAGCAAGGGUGAUAACUGAAGAGACGGAGUACAGUUGCAUACCGUACCGUCCAUAAUAUUUCGACGACAGCCUUGGCUAGCUGUACAGCAUCGUCGGAAACAUACUGCACCAUAUUCAUUAUCACACAACAAUGAAGCCGUUUGGAAUUUCUUGCACUCGCCGGAGCCAAUUGCUGGUGAUUCUGUCGACCUUGUUCGUGACUCUUGCAGGAGCUUUCCACACCGAAUCCUUGCUUCGCCACCCAAAGCUUGCUGCUUCGCGACAGGAAAAAAUCAUUCAAUCGACAACGAGUGUGCGGCCCCAUGUUCGCUCGAACGGAACCUGUGAUAUUUGCAAGUCGUUUGACACCCUCGCCUUGAGGGCUGGUGGUGACGAUGGUGCACUGGAGAAAAAGCCGAACAAAGUAUCACAAAUCAUCCAAUACUGCAACAAAAAUUACUUUCUGGUGGGAAUGUUCGUAGCUGUUUCGUUGGCAAAAGCAUUGCCGGCACUCGGGAAAAACGGCGGCAUUCUUCGGCCCGAAGUUUUGAUUGGAAAUUAUGGAGUCGCACUGAUAUUUUUGCUUUCGGGAUUUUCCUUGCAAACUUCGGAUUUGGCCAAGGCCAUAUCGAACGUCAAACUGAAUGGUCUCGUGAACCUUUUGCUUUUUGGCUUUUGGCCGUUUUKCAUCGGUGUGCCGCUGCGCUUUCUGUUUACGGACAUCUUUCCGACCUUGAUACCUCCGGCUCUGGCAGACGGCAUACUCAUCACGACGACCUUGCCGACUACUGUGAACAUGUGCAUCAUGCUGACAUCGACGGCGGGGGGAAACGCAGCAUCGGCCAUAUGCAACGCCGUCAUCAGCAAUCUUGCAGGAAUCUUUUUGACGCCGUUGCUGCUCAUGAAGUUCUUUGGAGCGUCGAUCCAUCUGCCAUUUGGACAAAUGGUGCUGAAACUCUGCAAAAAGGUGCUGUUGCCCGUGACAAUCGGCCAGCUUCUCAGGACCAACGGCCAAGCGAAGGCUUUUUACAAGACCCAUUCUAAAAAGUUCAAGCGCCUCCAGGAAACAGUGCUGUUGGGAAUCGUUUGGAAUGCCUUUUGCAAUGCUUUCUCCGACGGCUUGGGCAUUCAGCUGAAACAUUCGUUGGUGUUGUUGGCACUCCUUCCAACCUUGCACAUCGUGACUCUCGGAGCAUUUUUCAAGUUCUUCUCUCUUCCGUUCCUUGGGUUUUCAAAAGGAGAGACGAUUGCCGGCAUGUUUUGUUCCUCCCAGAAGACCCUGGCUUUCGGUCUUCCGCUGAUCAAUACGAUAUUCCAGGGUAAUCCUAACCUGGCGUCGUUUUGUGCUCCCCUAAUGUUUAUUCAUCCAUUGCAAAUGGCAAUCGGAUCGUUCCUACUUCCUACAAUUCAAAAAUAUACGGGCGACGAUGCUAAAAAUUAAUGUUUUGAUUGGAAGAAAAUGAACUGUUCACAACUCA
Molecule: messenger RNA, 1574 nt
Organism: Pseudo-nitzschia multistriata
Lineage: Eukaryota; Bacillariophyta; Bacillariophyceae; Bacillariales; Bacillariaceae
Source: the annotation of a GenBank genome assembly